AGUGUUUUAUUUUGAAGGGCUGUCAAACGUGGCGUCGUGCUUUACAAAAGCAUGCUGUCUGAGCUGGUUAUGGACUUCUUCAGUUUUAUUCGCUCGGCCGGGGCUCGUCUCGGUUUCAGCCCUCACUCGUACGCGUUAAAUAGGUCGUGUAAGAGCGCCAGCAUGUGUAAAGAUCUGAAGACGAGAGUGCUGCGGUUAUCAGCGCAGAGCUCCGGGGAUCCGACCUCACAGCAGCAGCGGGAGUGGACGGAGGUCCUGAGCGCCACAGUCAAGGCUCUGAAGGCGGGGCAGCUCGUGGCCGUCCCCACUGACACCAUCUACGGUCUGGCCUGUGUGGCUCAGGACUCCGCGGCUGUCAGGAGAGUUUAUGAUCUCAAAGGACGGAAUGGAGACAAACCUCUCGCCAUCUGUGUCGGAGAAAUACAGGACAUCUACAGGUACUGUACGGUGUCUGUGAAGGAGGAGCUGCUCCGAGAUCUGCUGCCUGGACCUGUGACACUAGUUCUGGAAAGAUCCUCCGCACUGAACGGAGACCUCAAUCCUUUUACCAAGCUCAUAGGGGUUCGUAUCCCAGACCAUCCGUUCAUGAGGCGUCUCUGUCAGAUGUGCGGCGAGCCGCUCGCUCUCACCAGUGCUAACGUCAGCACACAAACCAGCACAGUAGCUGCUAAUGAGUUUGAGGAUCUGUGGCCCAGUCUGGCUGUUGUGGUGGACGGUGGACCGAUUGGAGAUGAAAGCCGUUUGGGUUCAACAGUUGUGGAUCUGUCUGUGUGCGGCAGAUACCGUAUAAUCCGACCAGGAUGUGCUCUCUCUGCUACAGUUCAGGUACUUGAGGGCAAGUAUGGACUGCUGGAGGAUCCUGUAAAUUAGUGAGAUUCAAGCACAGCACAAAGCUGCUGUAGGUCAGAGUCAGACAGACCAGCAGAUCAGACACUGUUCUGAAGUGUGUGCCACUCUCAGUAACGGGUCUUGAGGGUCUGAUUUUCUGUUUUUUUGUUCCCCCUCUUCUCAGAGAGUUGGGUUUGGUUGAUCUAAUCUGAAUGUGCUUUUGAAAUGAUCAUCACAGUCCACAGACGCACAUUUUUCUUCUCACUGCUGGUCAGACGUUUAGUUGCUGAAGACUCAUUUCAUAUGUUACUGUUCUGUAAAGUGGAGUAGUUCUUCUGAUGCCAUGACCUCUAUGCCACUGAGGUGCCUUUGGGGAUACACGGACUAUUAAGUUGGGAAUAUUAUUGUGAAUAUUUGAUUGCUUUGUUACAGCACAUUAAUAGUUUAGAUUCAAGGAUUUUGUUUUGUUAAUUAGGAUUAUUUAUUGCAACUUUAAAUUUCAAAUUAUAGUGCCUUUUUUUUUUUUUAAGGGAUCACCUGCUUUCUGGCAGAGAAUCAUUUGUCUUUGUAAAAUAAUAAAAAAAAACUAAAUCUGAUGUCAAUAACUUUAUUGUACUGCAUAAGUACAAUAAGACUUAAUAUAAGUACUGUUUUGCAGUGUGGACCAAAGCAGAUUCAAUCUUUUUAUGCAGAUAUUAUGCAGUAAUAUUCACACUCCUUUGGUAUUCAUACUUAAAACAUUAUGACUCUGUUGGCAUUCUUCCAUUUUGUUUUAUUUCAUAAAAUGAGUAAUGGUUAUUAAUUUGUGGUUGUUUUAGUUGUGUUAAUGUCUUGCUCAAUGGUUGUAAGUGGAUUUAAGCCAUGUUUCUGUUUUUUUGAGACAUGCUGACAUGAGGCAGCAGUGGGAUUUUUGUAAUUAUGGAAUUUUUGAAGUCAAAUAUAGAAUACUUUUAUAACUCUAAAAAAAUGUAUUGGCAUGUUGCACUAAUGUUCCAAAUUACUUUUGGUGCAAUAAACAAUCCUAAGCGGUUUGUUUUUCUUGCUCAAUACACACUUUUCAUGUUCAAGACUGAAGAAGUUAAAAAUAAAAAAUAACAUACAAAUCUAAUAAAAUGUAACUAUGACAGUUAAUAGUUUGUUUGCUUUAAUACAUAUUUUGUUUUUAUGUGGGUAGAUCUCAAUACUAUCCUCUGUUUUAGUCUGCGCUAGAAGUCACAGCAUAUAAUAUUAUGUGUUAUGUAGCUCAUGAGUGUUCUUUGUGACAGAUACCAUAUAAUCAUGUCAUGGUGCUGAAUAACUCCCUGAACCAUAUUAACACAUUCAUAAAAGCUCUCAAAAACAUAA
Molecule: messenger RNA, 2172 nt
Organism: Cyprinus carpio (common carp)
Lineage: Eukaryota; Metazoa; Chordata; Actinopteri; Cypriniformes; Cyprinidae
Product: threonylcarbamoyl-AMP synthase-like
Biological process (GO): regulation of translational fidelity
Cellular component (GO): cytoplasm
Molecular function (GO): nucleotidyltransferase activity; double-stranded RNA binding; tRNA binding
Source: RefSeq, a predicted model, not a curated record